AUGGAUAAUUUGGCACCUCCAGAAGCAGUCAACCAAGAUCCCAAUGGCAGCUCUCAACAUGACCAACAUACAUCACCUUUGCAGUAUCCCCUUCCACAACGACAGCAAAUCCGAUAUCAUCAACAACAACACGAGUAUGUUGAUCAAGAUCCAUCAUCAUCUACCCUAUUCAUGCAAGCAUGGCUACGUCCAGCUUAUGAUGAUGGACAUCAAGAACAUGCAUUCUAUGAUCCAAACAUGCAUGCUUCAAGCUUGCUUGCCAACGAUGAUGGCCACCUUGCAUUGUCAACGAAUGACAAUCAUCAACAUCUUGGUAACAACAAUUUAGCUCCUGGUUCUCCUAGCUCCAUCAGUACUUGUUUAUCAGAGCUGUCAAACACUGCUGCUUUUCAUGGAGCACACAUUUCAUCUCCAGCCACAACCACCAACAUUGACAAUACAACGGAGGAGCCUACUACAAGCCAUACAUCCACUACAACCACCAUCGAAACGUCCUCGGCUCCUGUUUCUCAAAUCGAAGAUUGGAAACAGCGUGCACAUCAAGCAAUAUGGGCCACCAAUUUGUAUCAACGAAAAAAACGACGAGGUCGUUCUUCCGGUAGUAGGCAAGAGGCAGAUGACAAUGAAACAACAACAUCAAGUCAUCAUGGCGAUGAUGACAACUACGAUGAGGCAUCCAGUUUACAAAGUAGUAGUUCCUCACAGCCAACAGCCGCAAAGAAAAGACGCGUUGCUAAAGGAUACAGUAUCACGUGCGAACAAUGCAACAUCCAUUUCACGCGAGAUCGUGAUCUUAGACGCCACAACUUGUCCAAACACGUGAGAAAGCGAUACGUCUGUGACCACUGUUCCAAUUCAUUCACCCGAAACGAUAGCAAAAGCCAUCCACCAUUACCACCAUCACCCAUUGUAAGAUAA
Molecule: messenger RNA, 918 nt
Organism: Lichtheimia ornata
Lineage: Eukaryota; Fungi; Mucoromycota; Mucoromycetes; Mucorales; Lichtheimiaceae
Exons: 3
Coding region: 1-918 (305 amino acids)
Source: RefSeq, a predicted model, not a curated record